GGCAGGUGAGAGCUGACAGGUAGCUGUGUCUGAUUGGACAGACUGUAGCACGUGGACUGGAGCAGCACACAUUACUGCACACAUGGCUAGCAGAGGCAGUGUGAAACCCUUCGUGAACUUCAAUGCCAAGCAGGAUGCUGACCUCUUACGCAAAGCCAUGAAAGGGAUCGGCACAGAUGAAGAUGCCAUCCUCAUGCUCCUAACUGCCCGCAGCAAAGAGCAAAGACAAGAGAUCAAAGCAGCCUACAAGAAAGCUCAUGGCAAGGACCUGGUGAAGGAUUUAAAGUCAGAGCUGGGAGGGAAAUUAGAAGAUCUGAUUGUGGCUUUGAUGUCUCCUCCUCGUGUGUAUGAUGCAGAUCAACUUCACAAGGCCAUCAAGGGCGCAGGCACCAAUGAUAAAGUUCUGAUUGAAAUUCUGGCCUCCAGGACAUCUGAGCAGCUAAAGGAGAUCGUCAAGGCAUACAAGAAAGAGCAUGGCAAGCUGGAGAAGGACAUCAUGGGAGACACUAAUGGACAUUACCAGAGGAUGCUGAUUAUCCUUCUACAGGGAGAAAGGGAGGAGGGAGUGGAUGAAAGCAGAGUGGAGAAAGAUGCUAAGGAGUUGUUUGCUGCGGGAGAGGGGAAGUUCGGCACAGACGAAGACAAGUUCAUCAACAUCCUUGGUAACAGGAGCGCCGAGCACCUGUGUAAAGUAUUUGAAGCAUAUAAAAAGAUAGCUGGCUGUGACAUUGAAGAGAGCAUUCAGGGCGAGUGCACUGGCAACCUCGAGGAAGUGCUUUUAGCAGUAGUGAAAUGUGCUAAAAGCGUGCCGGGCUAUUUUGCUGAAAGCCUCCGGGAGUCUAUGAGGCGUGCUGGCACUGAUGAUGAGACGCUGAUCAGAAUCAUGGUAUCAAGGAGUGAGGAGGACAUGCUGGACAUCAGAGCAAAAUACAAGAAGAUGUAUGGAGAGUCACUGUACCGCACCAUACAGGAGGACACUGAGGGAGAUUAUGGAAAGGCCUUGCUGUACCUUUGUGGUGGAGAUGAUUAAGUGUUACUUUUAAUCACUCUCUUAUUGCUUUGCUUACAUCAGCUGAUGGUUCAUAUUUAUUCAAGCCUGGCCUAGCACUUAUUUUAUAUGUUUUAUACUAGUGAGUGUCACAUUCCAGUUUUUUUCCAUUCCAGUCAAAUUCAAAAAGCUUAGGCACGAGGGUCUACUUUUUAUUUGAUUCUUUCAUUGCUCUUAAUGUAUUUAAUAACUGUGUUAAUUGUGAAGCAUAAGCAGAAGUGUAGAGUAGCCUAAACCUAAAACGAUAAAAUAUUGUUACUGCAUUGGAAUAUUGACUUUAGGAAAAGUACCUUUCCAAAAACCAACCAAACCAUACCUACUAUAUUUAGUAGAUAUACCAAAGUAGCAGGUCACAGGCUACUUAGAAACAUGCAGUGGAACUUUUUGGAACAUCCAUCACUUAUCAGCAAAAGAACUGAAGAUGCUGCGCUUCUCUUUUGGGAUCCUUUCGGUCUCAAAUAUAAUCAUAAGCCUCUUUCAGAAGUUUGACUAAUCACAAAGCAGUACAGUUGCUGUCACCUGUGCAACUAUGUGUUAUGACUGAAAUGCAAUGGAGAAAAAAAGUUAGCAAUUACUCAGAAAUAUACUUAAGUAGAACUGAAAGUAUCAUAAUUUGAAACUACUCAGAAAAGUAAAAAUGCAUCCAACUGUUACAUGUAACUAAAUAAAUGUAACUAGUUGUUAUUGACCUCAGCCUGUGGCA
Pygocentrus nattereri (red-bellied piranha) is the source of this 1751-nucleotide messenger RNA. It is a transcript of the gene anxa5a, whose product is annotated as annexin A5a. NCBI's taxonomy places the organism in Eukaryota, Metazoa, Chordata, Actinopteri, Characiformes, Serrasalmidae. The transcript has 13 exons. Gene Ontology annotation, molecular function: calcium-dependent phospholipid binding; calcium ion binding. The record is from RefSeq and is a predicted model, not a curated record. Gene Ontology annotation, cellular component: cytoplasm. Gene Ontology annotation, biological process: negative regulation of coagulation. The coding region runs from base 83 to 1030 and encodes 315 amino acids.